Seminavis robusta is the source of this 1164-nucleotide messenger RNA. The record is from the annotation of a GenBank genome assembly. Lineage: Eukaryota; Bacillariophyta; Bacillariophyceae; Naviculales; Naviculaceae.
AUGGAUGUUGUACCCGAGCGGAUCUCGGAAGAGGAAGAAAAGCAAACCUUGGAUAACAUUAUGGAGACGGGUAGCAGUAGUACAUGUACUGCGGCAAGCAGCCCACCCAAGAAAAAGAAAAGCAGCCUUCACGACAGCACUGCCUGUGAGACAAUGGCAGAUUCCUACCAUAUGGGACUGGAGAGUGAAGCAGAGCAAAGACAAUCACAGGAGCAAGGAGACAACCAAAGGUCCAAAAAUGGGUGCCUCAUUCGUACAGGAGCGCUCAUGACGUUUGUGCUGGUGGUGGUAGCAGCAUCCGUCUUGCUGGAACCGGUGAUUUGGCAAGGCUCCGCCGUUUCUCCUCGUUACUACGAGCAAAUCAUUGAAAGGUUUGAUGACAGUCUAUCAGAAGAAACCAGGGAGAGGAUAGAUUCAGAUCCAGACUCGCCACAGGCCAAAGCAUACGAAUGGACGUUGGAUGAUCCGGGAUUUUUUGAAUACCCCAACUGGAGGCAACGCCAACGAUUUGCGCUUGCCACCAUCUACUUUGCCUUGAAUGGACCCUCCUGGAGAUUUGAGGACGAGAGCAAGGACUGGCUGUCACAUGACAAAUCCGAAUGCGAGUGGCAGCAAUAUGGGGACGACAACAGUCCCUGUCGAAAAGAUACGGACGUCUUGGAACGGCUCAUCUUGUACAAUAUCAAGCAGUUUCAAGGCAACCUACCUCCUGAGGUCAGCCUGUUGUUUGGUCUGGAAGAAAUCUCCAUUUUGGAAAUAACGACGACGAGCCUCUCUGUCAACCUGACCAGCUUUCUCCCGUGGGAGGAUCUUGCCAACAUGGAGGGCUUGAAACGGUUGGACCUUUCUAGCACUGACAUGCACGGCUCCUUGAUCCCUGGUCCGUCCAUUGGACUGUUGAGUUCUUUGGAAGAACUCAACUUGUCCGACGGAUCCUUGAGCGGAACCAUUCCCGAAGAGCUAUCUCUGUUGACCAACGCCAAGAUCAUUGACCUGCGAAACAAUCAAUUGCAAGGCAAUGUUCCAGAAGCAUUCUGCUCCAUGCCCAAUCUAGUUGAAUUGAGGCUCGAUAAUAACCCGCUGGAAGGCGAGAUUCCCACCUGCUUCCAAUCGCUUCCCGACCUGAUCGUUAGUCAUGAUGGUACAGAGUUGCUGAUGCCAUAG